AUGACUCUCUUAGAAAAUGAUACAGAUAAAGGCAUGUUCUCAACUUUGACUUUCAAGAAUGUUGACAAAGGUGACACAUCAUUAUUUGUUUGUGUUGCAAAAAAUAAAUAUGGCACUGACCGUUCAGAGGUGUGGUUAUAUGUACAAGAGCCUCCAGAAGCGCCAUUACAUGUGCAUAUCAGCAAUUACUCAAGUCGUUCAGUGGAUCUUAUGUGGGAACAACCAUACAAUGGCAAUAGUCCAAUCAAGUCCUACAUUAUUCAGUACAAAAAUUCAUCAGUUGCUUGGUACAAGAAUGUUGCUCAGGUUGUGGUAGAUGGGGACACUUUGAGUGGCUCUAUCAAUGACCUAAUGCCUGCCCAUACCUACAAUAUCAGAGUGCUUGCUGAAAAUUCAGUUGGUAUGUCUAAUUCAAGUGAUAUACUUACUGUCACUACUCUGGAGGAGGUUCCAGAGGCACCACCCAGAGACGUUAAGGUGAAAAUGAAAGAUUCAAUGUCUCUUGUUGUCACAUGGAAGCCUCCUGAUUUGUAUCUUCAACAUGGUGAAAUAAUAGGUUAUUAUGUUGGAUACAAAAAAUCAAAUUCAACGGAAGCAUAUCACUAUAAAACUUACGAUAUGCCUCCUGACACGCCUUUGCAAUAUGUUUUGACAAAUCUUCAGAAGUAUACCCAGUACACGGUGUUAGUUCAGGCUUAUAACAAAAUUGGCGCUGGUCCACGAAGUCAAGAGGUUAUUGCAGCAACAGAUGAAGAUGUUCCAGGUGCACCACCAAAUGAUGUACAGUGCACAUCUCUUACAUCACAAAGCAUCCUGGUGCUUUGGUCUCCACCACCAGAUUCAGAGUUCAAUGGAAUACUAAGAGGCUACAAAGUGCUUUACAAACCUUUAUGCUAUGGAGAAGGGGUGUCCGCUCCUUCAGAACUCAUUACAAUUGACCAAAAAGUGGAGCUGAAGAAACUUGAGCAUUUUUGCAACUACAGUGUACAAGUUCAAGCAUUUACCAGUAAAGGUGAUGGUGUGAGCAGCCAACCUACCUUCUGCAGGACUCAAGAGGAUGUACCUACUGAACCAGAAAAUAUAAAAGCUGCAGUGACUGACUCACGAACAAUACUACUCUCAUGGUUACCACCACUAUACCCUAAUGGAAUAAUCAGAAGUUAUAGAGUUUAUAUGAGAUCACUAGAGGGGAUGGCCAUGGAUAAAGAUAAAUUUGACAUUCCUGCUGAACGAACUCACCACAUAGUUUCACCUUUAAAAACGGACAAUCAGUAUGAGUUCUGGGUAACAGCAGUUACAACAGUUGGAGAGGGAUCAGAAUCAAGGCAUAUAGUGCAAGCACCAACUGAUAAUGCUCCAGCAAAGAUAGCCUCAUUUGGUAAAUUUAUCACUACAGCUCUUCAUGAAACUCUAAGACUAUCAUGCCGUGCUGUAGGCCAACCUGAUCCACAUCAGUACUGGAGGAAGAAUGGAAACCCAAUUGAAGAGGAUAGUCGUACACAAAUAAUUGAUGCUUGGUUACUGCAGAUCAGUCCAGUACAGAGCACUGAUGCUGGAAAUUAUUCAUGUUCAGCAGAAAAUAUAUAUGGGAAAGAUAAAAUCACCUACUAUGUUGCAGUACAAGUUCCACUAGCACCAACUAAUUUGCAUGCUUCAUCGGCAACUGUUUCAAGCAUCACACUAAAUUGGCUGCUUUCAUCAGAUACUGAUCAUAAGAUUCAAGGCAAUUAUUUAUAUUACAAGAGGGAAUUUGGAGAAUGGGAAAGAAUCAAAUUAAAGGCAGAGGAGACUGGUUUUACACUUAACCAUCUGCAAUGUGGCACAAAGUAUUACUUUUAUCUUGAGGCAUUCAGUCAACUUCGGCACAGUGAGCCAACAUCUACAAUCACUGCAUUUACUCAGGGUUCAGCACCAUUUGCACCGAGCAUAUCUGAUUUAAUACAAGUAAAUUCCAGUUUCAUUUUGUUAAACCUGACAUCAUGGGAUGAUGGCGAUUGUCCUAUUACAUCUAUUGUAAUUGAGUAUAGACAAAAGAAUGAUAAUUCCUGGACACUUGUUUCAAAUAACAUCAAGAAAGAGCAGAGUGAAUUUCUCAUUUUAGAUCUAAAUCCAGGCACUUGGUAUACCUUACGUGUUACUGCUCAUAACAGUGCUGGUUCAACCGUGGAGCAUUACAAUUUUGUUACUCUCACACAUUUUGGAGCUACAGUUGCUCCAGAAUUAAGAACACCUCCUGGAUCUGGAAGAAAACCAUUUUAUAAUGAUGCAGGAACAGUAGCAGCAAUUAUCAUUGGUCUAACACUUGCUGUUAUUGCAGCUGCUGUUUUGUUUUUCUGUUUGAGAAGACACAAUAUGAUAUCAUGUAACAAGUACAGAGAGAAAUCUCAAGAUACAGGACAGUUAGCCAUUGCAGACAAAAGAGUGGCACAGAAUACAUAUGUUAACAGCGAUAGUGGUAAAGACUCCUCAAACAUCCCAGAACCAACAUAUCUGCCAAAUCCCAUGUGCAUGACUCUUGGUCACCGGCAAAACAUAAGUCCAUAUGCAACUUUCCAAGUGCCAGUUUCUGGUGGCCCUAACUGCUCUGAUGGUGAAGUGGAAUCAGAGAUACAAGACAUCAGUCACAAACAACACAUAAGCAAGUGUGGUAGCAGCACUGAGUCAACAUACUCCAGAAUUCAUAAAGGAUUUCAGCAUGGAAAUGAAACUCCUGAAUGGAUUCCUUUGCAUAAUUUGUAUCAAGCACACAGAUACUAACAUCCAUCCUUCACAGUUUGCAAUAUGACUAAGUCAUUGAAGAAUGCAGUAAAGAGAAGCAAGUCAACUACU
Molecule: messenger RNA, 2829 nt
Organism: Schistocerca serialis cubense
Lineage: Eukaryota; Metazoa; Arthropoda; Insecta; Orthoptera; Acrididae
Product: Down syndrome cell adhesion molecule-like protein Dscam2
Exons: 14
Coding region: 1-2757 (918 amino acids)
Molecular function (GO): protein binding
Source: RefSeq, a predicted model, not a curated record